UAUCCCACAUAUUUUCGUGCUGUCAUUGCCAUCUUCUGUUAACUUUCUGAUUAUUUCAAACGCGAAUGGAACAUCCCGCGUACGGGGCUGCCAACUCUCACGCAUCUGGCGUUAUACUGACACUUUCAGGCUCUCACGCUAGAAAUCAUACGGCAAAUUUAUAUUAUUCCAUCAUAAAUCUAAAAUUAGUUAGGCUUAAUCGCUAGGCACUGAGGUAGUAUGCAAACCCUGCAGACUAUUUCCAAGGUAAUAAAAGUGUUACACGUAAAUGUGUGUGCAGGCUUGUCUCGAAUUGAAAAUCUCACGUCAGCCAGCUGACCAAAGUUAUUCAUAAAUCGAUUUACUUGUUUGGAUUACAAAUUAUAGCUGUGCUGUACUAGUGUACAGGGCUAUACUGGCUCUCUGACAUACUGUGCAUUUUCCCGGUGGGCCGAUGAGUUUGUGGUGUUUAUGCAGUACUUAACAGUAGAUACAGGGCUGCAGUUAUGAUUUUUAAAAUACCAAGGUCAGAAGUUUUAGCCCUUCCUAUGUGUGUCACAGACAGGAUCGUGGUUAUUGGAGGCAACUGAACCCUAACCGUAGGACUUGACCUCGGUCUCCUGAAUGGCCAUUGAGAACUGCGUGGCGGCUGCUGGGUUCAGCGUGGGCGAAUUCGCUGCCCUUGUUUUUGCGGGUGCCAUGGAUUUCGAGGAGGCCCUCUAUGUGGUGAAGGUGCGAGCUGAAGCCAUGCAGGAGGCCUCUGAUCGCACCCGGAGCGGUAUGCUGUCAGUGGUGGGUCUCCCCAAGGCGAGCUACAGCGCAGCCUGUCUGCAGGCACGGGAGCACUGUCGGGCCCUGGGGGUGAAGGACCCCAUCUGCACUGUCGCCAGCUACCUGUUCCCCGAUGGCAGGGUCAUCGCCGGCCACCAAGAGGCGCUGGACUUCCUGCGGGAGAACGCGAGGGCCCUGCACUUCCUGCGUGCACGGCCGCUGCCGGUGAGCGGCGCCUUCCACAGCCCCCUGAUGGAGCCAGCGGUGGAGGCGCUCCGCGAGGUCCUGAGGCAUGUGACGGUGCGGCGCCCCCAGGUGGCCGUGCAUGCCAAUGUGGAUGGCAAGCGGUACGCACACGAGGCCCUCGUGCGGAGGCUGCUGGCUAAGCAGCUGGUGUCGCCCGUGUGCUGGGAGCAGACGUUGCAGGAGCUCUAUGCAAGGGAACGGGGGAAGGGCUUCCCCCACACCUACGAGGUGGGGCCUGGCCGGCAGCUGGGGGCCACGCUACAGAGGUGCAACCUGAAGGCCUUCAGGAGUUACACACAUGUUGACGUCGUCACCCCCCAGGACUGAUGUAACCAUAGAGACAUGAGGCGUGAUUUCAUAUGAAGACAUCUAGUGUGUGUUUUUAAGAUAAUUAAAAGCUUUGAUGGUA
Molecule: messenger RNA, 1405 nt
Organism: Paramormyrops kingsleyae
Lineage: Eukaryota; Metazoa; Chordata; Actinopteri; Osteoglossiformes; Mormyridae
Gene: mcat
Product: malonyl CoA:ACP acyltransferase (mitochondrial)
Molecular function (GO): transferase activity
Source: RefSeq, a predicted model, not a curated record